GGACUUUCCGUUUGGGGGAUUAUAACCGAAAGGUCUCAGAACUUGAAGCUAAGCCAACCAAGCAAAAGAAGAGCCGCCGCGUCUGAGUUGACACUGAAUGAGUGACCCACGAAAUGGGCCCCAGCAUGGCCUAGCUUUUGCUAUUCAAGCACCGAUUCAACUCAAAACGUUUUUCUUUGGCCUUCGCUCUUUCUCUCUUGGUCUUUCUCAUCGCUCUCGUCGCAGCAGGUCUGCUUCUCAUUCAAAACUACAUUUCCCCCUCAACUCUUUGCUAAGGUCAAAGUCCGUUGUUCUUCUUUUAUUAUUCCCUUCUUAAUUGUGGAUUGAUUCUGCUCACCUUUGUUCAUAUAAGAAAGCGCUUCUCAGCACAGCAUAUAUAUAGUUCCCUACAUAUCCACCCAUUUCAUUGCUACCUCCUUUUUUAUUCUUUUUGCAAUGUCAUACACUGGUGCUACCGAGAACCCUUCGUCUUUGCAUCAUCGCCAAGACACUCGCCCUACUUACCAUGACGACAGUAGCGAUGACGGCUUUUACGAUUAUUUAUCAGAAGAUGACGAUGACUACGAUGAAAUUGCGUAUCUGCGGCAUAAACUCAAUCGCCUAGAACUAGAUAACAAGUUUUUAUCUCAGCAAAAUACCCAUCUUGGAAAGGAACUGUCUUUCAACCGAUACACUACGGUUGCAAUGAGAAACAUUGUUUCUCAAAAAGAGUCGUCUCUGCAGGCAGCCAGUCAGGAACUGGAAAAGGCUCACUUUCGUAUCAGGAUGUUGGAAACCCUGCUUACGGGUCGCAAACAGCUUUACGAUAUCGUACCACCUCAUAGUCCAUCUGGAAUGGACCAAUCUUUGCGCUCACAGGCCAUUCAUGCUCUCAAGAAGAACCAUCGCUCAACUGUGACCGAAGACGAGUCAGCUCUUGAUGAGGAUGACUCCGACUACGAUCAUGAUGUGCGUAGAACGAACAUUCAGUCUGUUUUACCCAUUCGCUCGUCUUCUCCUUCCGACGACAUACCCGACUCUCGUCGCUCAUCGCAGGAUAUCUCUGCCAGUGGCAGCGAUUCCGAUGAAAGCUCCGUCCACCAAUCCAGUCCACCUAGCCGUCCAUCCGAUGAUAAGGUCAAUAUCUGGAACAAGAACGAAGACUUGUUUGCUGAUGAAUACGUCGAUCUAGUCGGCUGGCACGACGACGAAGAUACCAAUCAAAUGGCCCAGAAAUCCGUUAAACCGUCGUUCAUCAAUCACCAGCCUAUAGUCACCUCUUUGUAAAUUUUCUCUUUUUUUCUCGUUUUGAUGCUCGCUGUUUGGGUUACCCCCUAUUUUUCCCAUGUAGCUAGCUACCAUCACCAUUUCCUCUCACUUUGAUCGUUUUAUAUAAAACAUAAAGAAAAAAUUUGACAAACCAUUGGUAAA
Umbelopsis ramanniana AG is the source of this 1410-nucleotide messenger RNA. RefSeq lists its product as uncharacterized. Lineage: Eukaryota; Fungi; Mucoromycota; Umbelopsidomycetes; Umbelopsidales; Umbelopsidaceae. The coding region runs from base 436 to 1266 and encodes 276 amino acids. The transcript has 2 exons. The record is from RefSeq and is a predicted model, not a curated record.